AGCCCGCAGCGCGCAGUCGCAGUCGCAGUCGCGGCGGGGCUGCGGGAUGCAGCCGCCGCUCCGCUGCCUCCGCGGGCCUGAGAGGCCUGAACUGAGGCCUAGUCUGAGGCCUACACCGAGGCCUAGUCUGAGGCCUACACUGAGGCCUAGUCUGAGGCCUGAAGUGAGGCCUACACUGAGGCCUGCCCACGGCCAUGGGUUGGCAGGCUGAACGCGAUAAGGUGGUGAUCAACGUGGGAGGGGUGAGACACGAGACGUACCGGAGCACGUUACAGACGUUACCGGGGACUCGCUUGGCCUGUCUGGCCGAACCCGGAGCCGCUUCUCGCUUCGAUUACGAUUCGGUGGCCGGGGAGUUUUUCUUCGACCGCCACCCGGGGGUCUUCGCUUAUGUGCUCAACUACUACCGCACCGGCAAGCUGCACUGCCCGGCCGACGUGUGCGGGCCCCUGUUCGAGGAGGAGCUGGCCUUCUGGGGCAUCGAUGAGACCGAUGUGGAGCCCUGCUGCUGGAUGACCUACCGGCAGCACCGUGACGCCGAAGAGGCCUUGGAUAGUUUCGAAAGCCCCGAAACCAACGAUGGAGGAGAUGGAGGGAACGGGGACGGUAACGGGACCGAGCUGAAGAGGUUGUGCCUGGACGAAGGGAGGCCCGGGGGGUGGUGGAGGAGGUGGAGGCCCAGGGUGUGGGCGCUGUUCGAGGACCCCUAUUCGUCCAGGAUGGCCAGGUACGUAGCCUUCGCCUCCCUCUUCUUCAUCCUCAUCUCCAUCACCACCUUCUGCCUGGAGACCCACGAGGCCUUUAACCGGGUCAUCAACAAAACCGAGUCGAUCCCGGUGGGUAAUGGCACCGCGUCCCCCGUUGCCGUAGUGGAGGUGGAGACGGAACCAUUCCUAACCUACGUAGAAGGGACGUGCGUGGUUUGGUUCACCUUCGAGUUCCUGAUGCGGGUCAGUUUUUGCCCCGAUAAAAGGGAUUUUAUCAAGAGCAGUUUGAACAUCAUCGACUUCGUGGCCAUUUUACCCUUUUACCUCGAGGUGGGUUUACGCGGUUUAUCCUCCAAAGCAGCCAAAGACGUUUUGGGUUUUCUCCGCGUCGUUCGUUUCGUUCGCAUCCUUCGUAUCUUUAAACUGACCCGACACUUUGUAGGGUUGAGGGUUUUGGGUCACACCUUAAGGGCGUCCACCAAUGAGUUCCUAUUGCUCGUCAUCUUCUUGGCUUUGGGAGUCCUUAUCUUUGCCACCAUGAUCUAUUACGCCGAGCGGAUCGGAGCCGAGACCUCUGACACCAGCGGGAGCGACCCGACUCACUUUAAGAACAUCCCCAUCGGGUUCUGGUGGGCCGUGGUGACGAUGACGACGCUGGGCUAUGGGGAUAUGUACCCUAUGACUUGGUCUGGGAUGUUGGUGGGGGCUCUGUGUGCCCUGGCGGGGGUCCUCACUAUCGCCAUGCCCGUCCCCGUUAUCGUCAAUAACUUUGGCAUGUAUUAUUCCUUGGCCAUGGCCAAGCAGAAGCUGCCCAAGAAGAAGAACAAACACAUCCCGAGACCCCCCCAACCCGGCUCGCCUGGUUACGGCCCCCCAACAACAACGGGGUCACCGGCAGCCCCCAAC
Molecule: messenger RNA, 1613 nt
Organism: Coturnix japonica (Japanese quail)
Lineage: Eukaryota; Metazoa; Chordata; Aves; Galliformes; Phasianidae
Source: RefSeq, a predicted model, not a curated record